Molecule: messenger RNA, 2807 nt
Organism: Monodelphis domestica (gray short-tailed opossum)
Lineage: Eukaryota; Metazoa; Chordata; Mammalia; Didelphimorphia; Didelphidae
Source: RefSeq, a predicted model, not a curated record
CUCUCUCUCUCUCUCUCUCUCUCUCUCUGAAUAUUGCCUUGCUUGUGACAGGGAAGAAAGAGAAACUCUGGAAAUAUCUUGAGGGUUUUUUACUGUCCUCACUGUGGGAAACAUCAGGAAGAAGACCUGAAGACCUGCUGCUGUAAAAACUUUUGUGUGAAAGGAGAAAGACCAGAAGACGUGUUUGCCUGGGCUCUGAAACUCACCUGAGAACCACACUCUGCUCAGAGAGCAUAUGAAACAUUUUGGCUCGCUGUUUUUGUGUAUUUGGAGAAAACCUUAACAUAGAUAAUUUUACUGAUAUAUAAGGAUUUAGUUAGACUAGUCAAAUAGGGUUUCUGUGAAAACUUAGUUAAUGAUAAAGAAUUUGCAAGAGUAGCUUGGGUGAAUUCUCAAGACGAAGAAAUAUUUCACUGUAAGCCAAACUUUGGUGCUUCUUUGCAUAUGCUGAAAGUGAAAGUAGGUGGUGAUGGACUAACAACAGAUGGCACUGAGCCCUCUCAUAUGCCCCAUAGAGAUGAGGAGACCUAUAGCCGGGGCUAUGAAUGGUGGUUAAUGAAGGAAGCUAAGAAGAGGAAUCCCAAUAUUACACUUAUUGGAUUGCCUUGGUCAUUUCCUGGUUGGCUAAAUCCAGGUAGAAGUGAUCCCUAUGCCAAUAUGACAAUGACUGCUUUAUAUGUUGUGUCUUGGAUAUUGGGUGCUAAAAGAAUGCAUAAUCUGGACAUCGAUUAUAUUGGGAUUUGGAAUGACAGAGAACCUGAAAAUCAGUAUAUAAAGACCCUAAGAAAGGUGCUUAAUCAAAAACAACUGAACAGAGUGAAAAUCAUAGCCAAUGAUCAGUUUUGGCAGCCCCUUUCUGCUUUCCUGCAAUUUGAUCCUGUACUCCUGGACGCCGUUGAAGUUAUUGGGGCUCAUUAUCCUGGAACAAAAAGUGAAAAUGAUUCUUUGAAGACUAACAAAAAACUCUGGUCAACUGAAGAUAGUAGCUUUUUUAAAGUUGAAGAAGUUGGAGGCUGCUGGGCUCGCAUCUUGAAUCAGAAUUAUGUGAAUGGCCAAAUGACUUCCACAAUUGCUUGGAACUUAGUGGCUAGCCAUUAUCCACGAAUACCUCCCGAGAGAGAUGGGAUGUUGACUGCUAAGGAGCCUUGGAGUGGGCAUUAUGUUGUAGAGAAUCCUAUUUGGAUUACAGCUCAUACCACUCAGUUUGCUCAACCAGGGUGGCAAUACCUGAAAACAGUUGGCCUUUUAAAAUAUGGUGGAAGCUAUGUAGCUCUUACAGAUGGCUUAGGUAACCUCACUAUUAUCAUUGAAACCAUGAGUUAUCCGAUUUCACAAUGCAAAAAGGAUCAUGCGAGUUUUUUCCAGGUGACUGAUCAAAUAAUCAUUUUCUCUCUUCAGGGAACCUUUAAAAGCUUAACAAUGCUACAGAUAUGGUAUUCCAGACUCGGGAAGCAAAGUAGGAAUUACUCAUUCGAAAAACAAAAGCCUCUACUGAUUAAUGAUGGUACCAUUACAUUAAAAUUGGGUUUGGAUGAAGUGUAUACUUUAACAACCAUCACUACAGGUCAAAAGGGCAGUCAUCCUACUCCUCCAGAAUCACGACCAUUUCCAUCUAACUAUGAAGAGAAUUUCAAUUUUGGCCAGACACGUGGUAUUAUAGCUCCACAAUUUGCAGAUCAAACAGGUGUAUUUGAAUACUUCAUGAAUGACCAGGACGCAUCAGGUCAUUUCUUCACCUUUCGCCAACAGGUCACUCAGAGACCUAUCACUUGGGCUGAUGAUGCAGAUCAGACCAUCAGUAUUAUAGGAGAUCAUAACUGGAAGGAUAUAAAAAUAACUUGUGAUGUUUACAUUGAGACACCGGUGACAGGUGGCAUAUUCAUUGCUGCAAGAGUAAAUCAGGCUGGGUCAUCCAUUCGAAGUGCCCAAGGAGUUUUCUUCUGGAUUUUGGCAAAUGGGACAUAUGAAGUUACAAGUGAUCUUGCAAGUGUGAGAGUAAUAGAGAAAGGAAUUGCUAACGUCACAGCUGAACAAUGGUACACUAUCACUCUGAUUAUUAGUGAGACUUCUGCUUAUGGCUUGCUAAAUGAUACAGUUCUCUGGAAUGCUCCAAUAAAUUCAUUUCCAAAGAAAGGUUGGGCAGCAAUUGGAACACGUAGCUUCGAGUUUGGACAGUUUGAUAACUUUCGUAUCCAGAUUUAAAAGUUAUAAUUCUUGAAACAUUCAAAUAAUGACUUCUCUCUCUAUACCUAUUUUGAGUUUAGAUUUAGAGUCAACAAAUUGAAAGAAUUUGCAUUUUCAAACUUGAUACUUUUGCAUAUCUUAUUGAUUUUUAAAAAUAUGUUCUAUUUUUAAAAUUUUAUAUUUUCCCUUUAAUUUUAGAGUAUUAUAUUGCUUCUUUUUCUUAGCACUUUUGCCCUUCAGAUCUCUCAAAGAUUUUGUUCUAAUGUUAAGGGAAUUGAGUUCUUUUAUCUGGUUUGCAAUUAGUUGUGUUGUAGUAACUAGUAAAAAGAACUUUAAAGAUUUAUUUACUAUUAUUUAACAUAUCAUGUGCUUCACAUCUCAUAGUGAAAAAAAUAAUGUCUUAAUCAAUGAGUCAUUUGUUUCUUCCAGGUACUUUUAUGCAAUGCCCAACAGAGCCUCAAGGGCAGUGUUUUUAUGAAUUACUGUAGCAUUUUAAUCCUUUCAUUGUAUAUGAACAUUUAAAAAAUGGUAAUGGAAGCAAAGGUGGGACCAUUCUAAAAUGCCUUAUUAAUAAAUAAACUCCUAAACUUUCUUCAGUCAAUAAUAAAGAAAUGAAUGGAUAA